AUGGCGUCUACUCCUUCCACCACUUCGAUCGAGAAGGCCGGCGCCUACACGCCUGACAAGGCCAACGCCGACCCCGAGCUCAAGGUCUCGUCCCAGGCCAUUCCCGACACCCCCCAUGGCAUGAGCGAGGAGGAGCUUGCCGACUAUGAGAUCAGCCCCGCCGAGCACCGCAAGCUGCUGCGCACGCUCGACCUUCACAUCGCGCCCGUCGUGAUGGGCCUGUACCUCAUUGCCUUCCUUGACCGCGCCAACAUUGGUAACGCUGCUGUCGGAGGCAUGACCACCGACCUCAACUUCCCUGCCAACGGUCUCUCCGUUGCCACUUCCAUCUUCUACGUCACCUAUGUCUGUCUCGAGACCCCGGCCACCAUCCUGCUCCGUACUCUCCGUCCCUCGCGCAUGAUCCCCACCACUGUCGUCAUCUGGGGUGCGGUUGUCAUCGGUAACGGCUUUGCGAACAACUACGCCACUGUCCUGGUCUGCCGUCUGCUCCUCGGCGCUUGCGAGGCUGCCCUCAGCCCCUGCUUGUUCCUCUACAUGACGACAUUCUACCAGCGCGAGGAGCUUGCUCUCCGCAUGUGUUACCUCUUCAUCUCGAGUGCCAUCUCGGGCAUCGUUGGUGGCCUCAUCGCUGCUGGUCUCCUCAAGAUGGACGGCAUCGCCAACCUCGCAGGCUGGCGUUGGCUUUACAUCAUCGAGGGUAUCAUCACCGUCCUCGUCGGCUUUGUCGUCUUCUUCACCAUGUACGACAGGUUCGAGGACGCCAAGUACCUCACCGACCGCCAAAUGUUCCUCAUGCACGUCCGCCAGGCCAAGUCGGCUUCCUACUCCAAGGACGAGGGCUUCAGCUGGGUCGAGGUCCGCAAGGCUCUCACCGACCCCGUCAUCUACCUCUCGGGCUUCAUCCAGAUGUGCAUCGACGUCUGCCUCUACGGCUUCGCCACCUUCCUGGUCGUCAUUGUCAACCAAAUGGGCUUUGACAAGAUUGCUUCGCAGGGUCUUACCGCCCCCGUCUACUUUGUCGCAGCCAUGGUCUAUCUCAUUGGUGCCCUCAUCUCGGACCGCUACUCGAUGCGAUACUGGCUCAUCUUCCCGCUCAGCUUCGUCACGACGCUGGGCUACAUCCUCCUCAUCAUCCCAGUCCACAGCGUCGCAGUCAACCUCCUUGGAUGCUUCUUCGCCGCUGUGGGUAUCUACAUCGCCGUCGGUCUCCACAUCACUUGGCUCGGCCAGAACAUUGCCGGCUAUCGCAAGCGCUCGACGUCGGUCGGUAUGCAGCAGACCAUGGGUAACAUUGGCGGUGUCAUUGCUGGCCAGAUCUACCGCACCAAGGACAAGCCGCACUACACCCUCGGCCACGCCGCCUCGCUCGGCUUCUGGGUCGUUGGCAUGAUCGCCCUCACUGUCGAGUAUCUCAUCUGGCGCAACCGCAACGCUGCGCGCGACAGGAUGACCGAGGAGGAGAAGCAGGCUCAGGACGACGCCGGUGUCACGGGCGACCACCACCACUCGUUCCGCUACGUCCUGUAA
Vanrija pseudolonga is the source of this 1530-nucleotide messenger RNA. Its product is annotated as putative transporterC. Bases 1 to 1530 code for a protein of 509 amino acids. Gene Ontology annotation, molecular function: transmembrane transporter activity. Gene Ontology annotation, cellular component: membrane. The record is from RefSeq and is a predicted model, not a curated record. Gene Ontology annotation, biological process: transmembrane transport. Lineage: Eukaryota; Fungi; Basidiomycota; Tremellomycetes; Trichosporonales; Trichosporonaceae. The transcript is spliced from 2 exons.